CCAUUCCACUCGAAAACGCGCUAAUGUACAGAAAUCUCAGAUGGCUAGUGAUAAAAGAGCGCGUUUUCCACUACCCAGCCUUUGUUUUACAAAACUUGCUGAUCUAAGCAAGAAAGAGAACCAAACUUUGAAUAUUUUUGGUAUCGUGAAGUUUUUCAAAAGUCCCUUCAAGAGUAAGGGUCGAGACUUUUGUCUCACCCUCAGUCUAGUUGAUGACUCGUUCCAAAAUACCGACAAUAGGUUUGUAUGCAAUAUAUUUUCUCCCCACGAAGAACAGCUUCCUUUGGUGAGGUCCGUUGGAGACAUUAUUAAGCUGAUUGGAAUAAAGGUUUCUUCAUUUCGUGGUCAGCUUCAAGGAAAAGGAACAAGUUCAAUGUCAUGGGUGACAUUUGAUGGUUAUAGCAGCUCUGACUCCAUUCAACAUGCAGCAUCAUCAAUACCCAAUUAUACAACAAAUGAGCAAGAUAAAGAAAUAAUUAAAGAACUGAAAGCAUGGGCUUGUUCAUUUGAGAGCAUUCAUCCUCAAUCUUACAGGAAAACACUUUCUCAAUUACAUCCAGAUGUGGUGUUCUUUAAUAUUUCUUGUCAAGUUGUUUCCAUCUGCCAAGCUGUCAACUGCAAUUGUGUAAUUUUGACUGUAUGGGAUGGCUGUACUCUCAAUUGUAAAUCAUACUCUUUAGAGGAACCAUUAUCAAGCACACUUCAAGUCAGUGAAACUCUCAAGAAUGAUAGUGAAGGAAUGGCAAUUGAUGUUUUUCUGUAUGAUGAGCAUGCUAAUGGAGAAGUCAAAAAUGUUAAGCCAGGAGAUUUUGUUUUGUUGAGUAAUGUACAUGCACAACCUGCAAAAGUCAUGACAAAGGAAGGGUAUCCUAAAAUUUCAUUUGUGGUUCACAAAGGAAGGAUUAAUGGACGUGGAGUGUUAAAACUACCACAGGAUUCUCAGUAUGUCAAAGAAAUUCUGGGCCAAAUUGAAUCCUUGAAAUGUAACAAGUCAGUUUCCAACAACCAAACAACUACAAACACAAGGGCACUUGAAACGUCAUGUACAAUUACUGACUUCCCGUUGAUAUCAUUUACUACCAUUGAAGACAUCAAGAAAUGUCCAAGUGUUCCAAAUAAGUUCAGGUGCAGAGUAAAAGCCAUUUCUUUUCUGCCUAAAAAUGUGAAAGACUUUGUUCAAAUGUACUGUCCAAGUUGUAGAAAAGUCACUAUACCAAAAGAGUCGAAGGCAGGCGAGGAUUGUCAAAGAAAAUUGUCAGAAAGUGACUUUGACAGCAUGGAUAGCAGAUCAGAGUGUUCUCAAGACGAACAAGCACAAGAUAUGUUUGAUAAAUCGCAGGAUCAAGAAAACUCCUUCCCUACACUGGGCGAGAAAUGUUUUUCCUGCGACAGAGAAAUGUCAUUUGUUUAUGUAUUUUCACUUCUUAUUGAGGACGCGACAGGACUGCUUCAUGUUAUGCUAUUCAACGAAGAUGCUAAGCAGUUUCUAACGGACCUUCCAUCUCCUGAGUCCUUUUUAAUCAACUCAGAAAUUCAGAGAAAUACUCGCGAAACGUUGACAUCUAUAACAGAUAAUGUGAACAACGAACUGGACGCAGAGAGUCAACCCUGUGGGGCGAGGCCGUGGAUGGAGUGCUGUGUCUUCUCUUACCAUGUACCAGAGCAAGGCGUAUUAUAUCGUAUUUUUGGUACAACGGUUGUCUAAAGCACCGUGACACCUACAURAAAUGAUAGCCUGGGCAAUGACUAGACCUGGUUUAUCAUGGUGGUAAAGCCAGGGCAUAAUGACUCGUAUCAUUGUGCAGUGUAUGGAAAGCAUAUGUUUAAUUUGUUUUCAUAUCGUUUUCAUUUAUUUAUCAGAAUAAAUCUAUGUUAAAAUGCUGGAAA
Exaiptasia diaphana is the source of this 1887-nucleotide messenger RNA. RefSeq names its product protection of telomeres protein 1. The transcript is spliced from 3 exons. Gene Ontology annotation, cellular component: chromosome, telomeric region; nuclear telomere cap complex. Gene Ontology annotation, molecular function: G-rich strand telomeric DNA binding; telomerase inhibitor activity. Gene Ontology annotation, biological process: regulation of telomere maintenance via telomerase; telomere capping. Lineage: Eukaryota; Metazoa; Cnidaria; Anthozoa; Actiniaria; Aiptasiidae. Bases 41 to 1705 code for a protein of 554 amino acids. The record is from RefSeq and is a predicted model, not a curated record.